AUGGGAGAUCAUCCAAAAGCACUUUCUUAUUAUGAAAAAGCCCUUGCAAUUCGACAACAACCACUUUCCUCGAAUGAUCCUGAUUUGGCUGAUAUCUAUAAUAACAUCGGUAUUGUAUAUUACAGCAUGUCUGAAUAUCUAAAAGCGCUUUCUUAUUAUGAGAAAGCUCUUGUAAUUAAACAACAAUUACUCUCUUCCAAUCAUCCUGAUUUGGGAGAUUCCUAUAACAACAUCGGUAAUGUGUAUACAAGCAUGGGUGAUUUUCCAAAAGCACUCUCCUGUCUUGAAAAAGCCCUUGCAAUUCGACAGCAAUCACUUCCUUCUAAUCAUCCUCAUUUGGGAGAUUCUUAUAACAACAUCGGUAAUGUGUAUACAAGCAUGGGUGAUUAUCCAAAAGCACUUUCCUGUCUUGAAAAAGCCCUUGCAAUUCGACAACAAUCACUUCCUUCCAACCAUCCUGAUUUGGCUUCUUCCAAUUACAACAUCGGUAUGGUCUAUGACAGCAUAGGUGAUUAUCCAAAAGCACUUUUAUCUCAUGAAAAAGCUCUUAUAAUUCGACAGCAAUCACUUCUUUCUAAUCAUCCUCAUUUGGGAGAUUCCUAUAACAACAUAGGUUUAGUGUAUGACAAGAUGAGUGAUUAUCCAAAAGCACUUUCAUCUCAUAAGAAAGCCUUUGCAAUUCGACAACAAUCACUUCCUUUGAAUCAUCCCGAUCUGGGUAAUUCACAUUACAACAUUGGUUUGAUGUAUUAUAACACGGGUGAUUAUCCAAAAGCACUUUCAUCUCAUAAGAAAGCCCUUGCGAUUCGACAACAAUCACUUCUUUCGAAUGAUUCUGAUUUGGCUAAGUCGUAUGACAGCAUGCGUUUGGUGUGUAACAAGAUGGGUGAUUAUUCGAAAGCACUUUCAUAUCUUGAAAAAGCCCUUGCAAUUUGA
Messenger RNA from Adineta steineri, 936 nucleotides. The record is from the annotation of a GenBank genome assembly. NCBI's taxonomy places the organism in Eukaryota, Metazoa, Rotifera, Eurotatoria, Adinetida, Adinetidae.